GCGAAUCUUGCUAUCUUCAAACUCCUUUUCUGAACCAACCAGAUUCCUUUUGGAACGUUAAAAAUAAACUCUUCAUGUUUUUUUUAAGUGAAGAUAUAGCCAAAUAUAGCGUGCAAAAUCUUUCAAACCCUUUGAGCGCUGCUCAUUCUACGUUGUACGUAAUUUUCACCUUUUCUUUCAAUCAAAAUUAGAUAAAGUUCGGCAUUUUUCGAAAUUAAAUACGUGUUGUAUUUUCGAAUAGAGCUAUAAAACUAGAAUUGGAAAUUUUAAAAAAAAUAUAGGAGGAGGCAGCUCAAUUUGGGCCGUCCAUUGCACAGCAUUGGAUCAGACCAAGGGCCCAAAUUCAGCACCGCCUUCGCCGGCAUCCGCACGGCGCAAACCCAUCCCCACCCUUGUCUAAACCCCCGCCGCCGACGGCGGCCGCCUCCCUCCUCCCUCCGGCGACCGCCUGGCCGGCUGGCCCCGCGCCUCCUCGCCCUCUCGGGCUCUCCCUUGCUUCUCCUCCCCUCGCACCCCAGCCCCGCCCUCCACGCGCCCAAAUGCACGCGGCGGCGGCGGCGGAGGAAGAGAGGGCAGCGGAGCUGGCCGGCCCGCUCCGCGACAUCCUCCCGCCGGUGGACUUCUGCUGCGCGUACGGCUCCACGCUCCUCCACGCGCGCCCCGAUGGGACGUCCAUGGUCGACUACAUCCUCGGCGUCGCCGAUCCCCUCCAUUGGCACUCCGAGAACCUCAAGAGGAACCCUGCGCACUACUCCCGCUGGAUGGGGUGCCUCGGUGCCAGCGCCAUCACUGGGCUUGCUGAUCGCAUUGGCGUCGGGGUAUACUUCAACCCAUUUGUUGAGUGGAGAGACAAGAGGAUAAAGUAUGGCGUGGUGCGAAUGAAGGACCUGGCCAUGGAUGUCUUGACCUGGGACAGGUUCUACCUCAGUGGACGAUUGCAGAAACCGGUUCAUGUUCUUGUUGAUAACUGGGAUAUAAGGAAGGUUAACACAAUUAAUCUUGAAAUGGCAACUUCAGCUUCUCUACUCCUUUUGCCAGAAGAAUUCAAUGAGUAUGACCUAUAUGCUCAAAUUUGUAGUCUAUCAUAUAUGGGUGAUUUGAGGAUGCUGUUUGCAGAAGACAAAAACAAGGUGAAGAAGAUUGUUGAGGGUAGUUUUCAGUCAUUUCAAACGAUGUACAGACCCCUCUUGCAAGAGUAUAUUGCUGAAGGGCUAUUGAAGACAUCAUCCCAUGGACAACAGAAAAUUUUCCGGCAGGAUUGUGGUCCAUCUACAACAAAUGAACUGUUCUCUGUUCUUCCAUGGACGAUCCAAAGGCAAAUGCAGGGAAGAUAUGGGUCGCAUGGAAAAGAAAUGCCAACACGCAUGGUAGUCUCUUCAAAGGAAAUGGCAGCAAACUGUGUGCGAAGGGCCCUGAGGCGUCGCGUCAUGGUUUCAAGCGUACGUCAAGCGGUAUCUGGGCUGCUCGCCUCUGGUGGUGCUGUUGCUGCUCAAUACCUAGGGAAGAAGAUGGCUAAGGCCUGGCAAUCUAGAGCAGCUUAAGCUACAGCUAAUGCCUUUGUUAUUUGUGGUUCAGUGUUUCAUGCAAUGUACAGUAAUCAAAUUAAUCAAUGUGGUUCAGUGUUUCAUGCAAUGUACAGCAAUCAAACUAAUCAAUCUUGCGUUUUUCGCUA
Setaria italica (foxtail millet) is the source of this 1672-nucleotide messenger RNA. Its product is annotated as phosphatidate cytidylyltransferase, mitochondrial. Gene Ontology annotation, biological process: cardiolipin biosynthetic process; CDP-diacylglycerol biosynthetic process. The coding region runs from base 540 to 1541 and encodes 333 amino acids. Gene Ontology annotation, molecular function: phosphatidate cytidylyltransferase activity. Lineage: Eukaryota; Viridiplantae; Streptophyta; Magnoliopsida; Poales; Poaceae. The record is from RefSeq and is a predicted model, not a curated record. Gene Ontology annotation, cellular component: mitochondrion. The transcript has 9 exons.